Messenger RNA from Entamoeba invadens IP1, 918 nucleotides. RefSeq lists its product as hypothetical. Lineage: Eukaryota; Evosea; Mastigamoebida; Endamoebidae. The transcript is spliced from 2 exons. The record is from RefSeq and is a predicted model, not a curated record. Bases 1 to 918 code for a protein of 305 amino acids.
AUGGGAAUCGAUCAUGUGAGAAACGAGGCGUUAGCACUCGGAAUCAUUUCUUCUGUGUUGUUAGUACUUUUAAUAAUAUACUUCAUUCAUACCAAUUUAAUACUCUUUGUGAAGAUAUGGCAAAAGAGGUCGAACGCAAUAGCAAAAACCCAAAUCCUGUCCCCAAGAAACAUCUGUCACGUUUGUGUGUUGUUGUACAUCUUGUGUCAAAUAGUCUUUAUGGCGUGGGUGUUUUAUUAUUUUUCAAUUCUGAACCAAGAAGACCCCAAAUUAAAUGACUUCACGUACGUUGCUUGGUACGAAUUCAUCAACUUAUUCGACACUUCAAUUUUCUCUUUCAUGAUGCUCUUGACUAUUUAUGCUUUAAGAACACAAUUUGACACAUUAAUCACAGUAGCUGAGUGUGGGUGGGUUGUUAAAGCAUUUGACUCAUGUUGGGUAACAGGCAUCGCUCUUUUAUCCAUUCACACCUUAUUCUUCUUCUUGUCGACGUUGUUUAUAAUGACAAUCCCCUUCUCAGUCUUUGGCGAUUUCUUUGUUGUUGUCUUCCAGAUGCAGACGAUAUCUUCCAAUUGUAGCUUGAUGUUGGUCUUCUCCUUUGUCGUUGCCUCUUUCAUAUUAAUUCUUCUCUUCAUGAGAAAGGUCUUUGCCGUAUACGAAGCCAAGGAGUCUCACGAAAUUCGAAUCCGUACGUAUUCAUGUGGAAUCACUAUUAUAGUGUUGACCUUUGUUCGUCUCACAUUGUGUUUGUAUCACAUCAUAUACUAUUCUAAAGACUUCACUGGACAAAACCUUGGUCUUUUCAAUACAAAUACGACAUUCUUCAUUGAUGGGUUGGACUUUGGUGUCGUUAUCUUUUUGAAAUACGUCCCGACCUUCCUCAUGAUUCUGAUGUUAAACAAGCCAAGAUUGUGGUAA